Messenger RNA from Schistosoma curassoni, 651 nucleotides. The record is from the annotation of a GenBank genome assembly. Lineage: Eukaryota; Metazoa; Platyhelminthes; Trematoda; Strigeidida; Schistosomatidae.
AUGUACAACAUAAUAUUCGUUUGUUUAGCUGUGAGUUUCGCGCUUAUAAACGCUGCAGUAAGAAACUCAUUUGGAAAUGAUCCUGCUAUAUUAGCUUUCAAAAACAAAGUCAUAAAUGAACUUGAGGAUUAUCCUAAAAUUCAACCACGUGUUCAGAAAAAAAUCGAAGAAGUGAUAAAAAAUGUUGAAGAUAGUACAGCUAAUAUUCGAGAAAAUGAAAAAAUAUUAAAAGCCAAAAUAAAGAACCUUAUGGAGAAUCUAGUGGAAAAACGCGAAACAAUUGAACAAUAUGUGCGCUGUAAAACUAAACAUCAAGAAGCAGAAACUUUUCAUGGAUUUCUUAAAGAAAUAGAAGAAUCAUGGGCAUUCACGAUGCUUACAACAUAUUUUAAAUUUCUAACUCUGAAGAAAUGCCUCAAAGAUCAAGUAAAGAUAUCAGAAAAUAUGAAGUCUGAUAACACUGAAGAAAAGUGCAAUCAAUUUAAAACAUUCACUGAAGAAGAUAUUAAGGAUCUAGAUGACUUGAUUGCUAAAAAAUACAUGAAUAUGAAAUCGUUUAAAAAGGGAAUGUUUAUGUACGAUUUCGCUGUGAGAAAUGUUGAUGAAUUAAUAUCUUUAGCAAAGAGAAUUGGUGGUUUUCUACGAUUUUAA